Molecule: messenger RNA, 4718 nt
Organism: Ictalurus punctatus (channel catfish)
Lineage: Eukaryota; Metazoa; Chordata; Actinopteri; Siluriformes; Ictaluridae
Gene: sema4f
Product: sema domain, immunoglobulin domain (Ig), transmembrane domain (TM) and short cytoplasmic domain, (semaphorin) 4F
Exons: 14
Coding region: 748-3180 (810 amino acids)
Biological process (GO): negative regulation of axon extension involved in axon guidance; neural crest cell migration; negative chemotaxis
Molecular function (GO): chemorepellent activity; semaphorin receptor binding
Source: RefSeq, a predicted model, not a curated record
UGAGUGCAGGGAGCGAGUAGGAUUUGUUAGUGACUCGUCACUGGGAUCUCGGGACAAAUAAACGCUUCUAGUCUUUUUUCCCCCUCUUCCUUUACGCUUCCAGCCUUCUUUUUUUACUCAGCUGUUUCUUUAAAUAAUCUGACAGCGCGCUUCGGAUGUGUUUUGUGGUAUUUAUUCGAGCCGGUGGAUAGCGACCGAGAGGUGUAUAUGGGACCGUUUGAAUUGGUGUGCACUUCCAGCUGAACGGACGGAAGACCUGACCGGACGCACAGAGAAAGAGGAGUGGGAUCUUUCUUGAUGUGGCAGCCAUCGGGAUUUCAGCAUUUCUAUUGCUGUCAACUUGGGAAAACUUUGACUUUUUUUUUCUUUCCUUUUGUUUGUUUGUUUUUUUUGUGAGAGGAAAUGAAGGCUUUUAGGUGCCUGUGAACGCAGACGCUGAAAUACUUGAAACUGGUACCAGCACGCGGAAACGCCACCAGGACGGAGAGUAAAAACAAAUAAAAUAAAGAAAAAUGAUGUUGCUUAUUUAAUAAUAAUAAUAAAAAAUUGUAUACACAUUUUUUUUUUAAUACAUCAGAGACGCGCUUUUUUUUGGCAAGUUACCAACACUUGCACUCGGCGUUAUUCUUCCCUAUAGGCGAAAUAUUACGCGUCGGUCUCAGUACAGAACCGGCACAAUGAGCUGCAGCUGAGACUGGUCUUCUUCAGACUUUUCUCCUGAACUUUAGUGGCUCUGAUCCGCGGAACAUGAAGCCGGACACCUGUCUGCUCGCUGCACUUCUGACCAUGUGUUUACCUCUCCUCUCCUGGACAGCAGCUCUCACCAGCCAUGAAGUGGCGAGCUCCAUGGGGACCCUGUUGGAAAUCGACGAUGUGGCUAACGUCAGCGCAUUCCUAUUGGACCGGGUGUCUGGGAUACUUUACCUGGGGGCACGAGAUACAAUUGUUGCUGUGGAUACUGCCAAGAAAUUACCAAAGUCUCGCAAGAUUGUAUGGAAAGUUCCAGAAGAGAAGAGCAAAUCUUGCGUGACGAAAGGAAAGACAGAGGCCGACUGCAAUAACUACAUCCGUCUGCUGGAGUUCCUGGGAGAUGGCCGUAUUUAUGCCUGUGGCACAUAUGCCUUCGACCCCCAGUGUGCCUUUGUGAAUAUCUCAAACUUCACUUUGGAAAAAUUAGAGGAUGGCAAGGAGAAGAUGGAGACUGGAAAAGGGAAAUGCCCCUUUGAGCCCAGCCAGCACUAUACUGCAGUCAUGGCAGGGGGAAUCCUGUACACUGCUACUACAAGUAACUUCCUGGGCACUCUCUUUGACAUCUCCAGAGUAACGGGCAUUGACCAAGAGCGGAUUCGGACUGAACGGUCCAUCAACUGGCUCAGCGAUCCAGAGUUUGUCAGCUCAGCCUUUAUCCAGGAGGAUGAAAAGAACAACCCAACAGGCGAAGAUGACAAGAUCUACUUCUUCUUUACUGAAGUGGCCAAAGAAUAUGACCUCUACACCAAGGUCAAGGUGCCAAGGGUGGCUCGAGUGUGUAAGUCUGAUAUCGGUGGCAUGAAGACCUUACAAAGACGCUGGACAACGUUCCUUAAGGCUCAGUUGGUGUGUGAGGAUCGAGGGAGUGGCCAGCGCUUUAACGUUCUGACCGAUGUGUUUACCAAACAGCACCAGCCAGGAGACCCCAGCAGUACACACUUCUACGGUAUCUUCACCUCGCAGUGGGAGAGGGAGGAAAUGUCUGCAGUGUGUGUGUACAGUCUGGAGGACAUCACUAAGGUGAUGGAUGGACCUUUUAAAGAGCUGAAGAAGAGUUGUGAGACCUGGAUGAACCCAGAGCCAGUGCCGACACCCAGACCAGGCCAGUGUCUGAAUAGCGCUCUAAAAGCAGAGGGCUUCGAUUCGUCCCUGAAGCUGCCUGAUAAAGUGUUGACAUUCAUGCGAGAUCACCCUCUCAUGGAGAACAGUGUAGCGUCAGCACCCCUACUGGUCAGGAGUGGAGUUACAUACACCAAACUGGCUGUAACUCUGACCCCCGUCUCCAACGGCAACAGCAAGCUUAAUGCUACUGUUCUGCAUCUUGGGACAGAUCAUGGAGAGCUUCACAUAAUUGCAGUAGUGGGACCGAAUGCAACUCUUCUGCAAGAAGUCCCUCUUUUUCCAGCGUCGGAGCCCAUCAACAAUAUCCUUCUAUACAAGGAUGCUGCUCUGGUCAGUUCUCCUCAUUCUCUGGUGAAGUUGCCUACAGAAGGCUGCUCCCUCUACCCUACCUGUGAAGUGUGUGCACGUGCACGUCCACUUGGCUGUGUGUGGAGACAAAAAGAAGCUGCCUGUAGCCUGGCUGUCACAGAACCUGGUGAAGUCCUAAAUCCUGAUUAUUUGAUCAGUCACUGUGGAAGGAGUGAAGAUAGUUGCUCUAAUGAGAUGAAAGACCUACAUGUGACCGAGGGACUACAUGUGUUGCUGCCCUGUGUUCAGGUGUCACCUCGUCCCUGCCACUGGCAGCACCCACCCCAAAGACAUACUCGACGCCACCUCUCUGACCUGGAGGUACGGGUCACUUUGGAAAGCAAUGGCACUUAUAUGUGUUUCUGUGAGGAAGCCGGGCGAGAGCAGCCAGCCUGUCCCAGGGCUGCAUACAGACUCCUCCUACAGGGGCCCAGUACAAGUUCGAGCAUCAUGCAAGCAUCUAGCCGUCAGUUCAUGGCCGGGUACGUUAUAUUUUUCAUCGCUGGCUUUGCAGUUUGUGGCUUGCUUGUGUGUCUGUCACACCGGUAUCGCAAGAGAGGAGGAGGUGGUCAUUCUUCAUCAACCUCAGAAAAGGGGCGCGACCUGUUGCCCUCUUCAGACACGCCCCAAUCACCCAGCAGCACCAGUCUCUUCUCUGAGGCGGUUCCCUUUACAGAGAAAAGGAACGGGACGCUGAAUGGGCAUGGAGGUCAGAUGUCUGACCGGAAGUGUGGUUAUAUUUAUACUAAUUCAAGUGGACUCAAUGUACAGGAUACAUCAGUGAACCUGGCGGAAGGAUUUCCUGGCCGAGAGAGGGUGGGGCCAGAAGUAGAGGAGGAGGGACUAAGGGACGGACUCUGUGAUCUAGUGGAUGGACUAGGAGGACUGGAGGAAGAACUUGCUAAGCUGCAUGUGCUGCGAGGAGCACCAUUAGCACAGUGUGAAGAAAGCUCCAUCUGAGAACACUUAAACAAAGAACUUACGGCUACAGUAUAAAACCGUAUGCAUAAACACACGUACAUCCUUGAGACUACCUGUAAGUUUGUGUGGUAGCUUGUAGCAAAUCUGGGAGAGCAAACAUUUAAGGAAGUUUGUGAAGACAAAUGUGUUGGCCUAUGAGACAAACACGCAUAAACACACCCAUUAAGAAGCACAGUGUGUGUUCAUGAGUGUGUGUGUUACUGGCCAUACGGAUAGAAGCAAACUUUUGUAACUGCUCUCACCACUGUGUCCAGCCUUUGCCAACACAAUCACACACUCCAUGUACUGAUUGUGGCAUGUGUGCAUGUUUAACCUCUUUCUGAGCUGUUUUUAGCCCAGAACUGAACAAUCCAAAUCCGUCUUGGACUCUCACAAAGUGCGAAGUCAGACCAAACCAUAUUUGACUACUAAACACCAAAAGAUCCAUCAGCUUUAAGCAAAGUUUCUUGAAAGAUCUCACACACUCAUUGUUCACUAGUAACUCUUUACACUCAGCAGAGAUUUCCAGUGAUGGGAUGGACAACAGAAACACAUAUGCCCACUGCACGCAUGAGGAAAACUAAGAGGUGUUGAAGGACCACUGUGCUGAAAGCAGGGGUAUUACGUAUACAGUAUGGUCAUAUAAGAGUGACAAGAGAAAUCUCACAGCCUAUAAAAUAAGUUUUAAGUUAUAUAUCUUAAUUUAUAACUAAAAUAAAGUCUUACUAGACUACUGAUGACAUUCAGAGGAAAAAAAAAAAAAAACUUCCUGCAGUAUGUUUUGUAACUUCCUUAUAGAAGUCGUCAUCUAGGUUGAAACUGUAAUCACCAAAGUAAAGCAGGGAAAAUAUCCAGAAGAAACGUUCUUUUGCCCAAACACAGUGAGAGGUUAUGGUCCUACAGAGAAAUUAAAUCUACACUUCUAACUUGACUGGUUUGUUCAUUAGUCAUAAUGAUGUCUAUAACAAAUAUUGUACAUGUUUGUGAAUAUCCCAUAAAUAAUUCAUUGUUUAUUUUGUAGUGACCAUUUAAUCCUUUCCACCAUUGUAACAGUCUUUAAUUGUUGUCUGUUUUAAGUACGUCACUGCCAUUUGUCUUCCUGUGAUUCCUCUCUUUAGUUUUUUUUGUUGUUGUUAACGUGACAGUUUUGUGUAAUGGAAAUGUAGCACUCAGGAUUCUAUGUACAGCCUUCUGAUCUUAAACACACAGUCUGUCAGCAUUUGGUAGCAUGAUAAUCAUAGGUACAUAUUUUAUCAUUUAAAAAAAGAACUAUUUCCAUACCACAAUUUACUAUGUCUCAAAAUUAAUGUUAUAUAUUGAUUUAUUAUUCCUGAGUCUUAUAUUUCCUGUUUUUGCUUACGAAUAAAACAAUGUUAAUGUACAGAUGUUAUAUUCUAAGGUUUUAUUUUUAUAAUUUAUAUAAUAAAGAUAAAUGUAAAUUUCUUUUGAAAAGAGAUGUUUGUGUGAGCAUGACUGUAUGAAAGAAUUGUGGUUUGAUUUGAUUUUUUUUUUUUUAAAUAAAAUAACCCUGACGGAGA